Sporothrix schenckii 1099-18 is the source of this 528-nucleotide messenger RNA. RefSeq lists its product as uncharacterized. Lineage: Eukaryota; Fungi; Ascomycota; Sordariomycetes; Ophiostomatales; Ophiostomataceae. The coding region runs from base 1 to 528 and encodes 175 amino acids. The transcript has a single exon. The record is from RefSeq and is a predicted model, not a curated record.
AUGUUGACAAAGGGAUUGGAGAAGGCUGGCGAGGAGACGAUGCUGGAGGUGAUUCAAGAAAAGAUGGCAAAGGCGAAGGAGAACAAAGACUUGGAAAGGGGACAAGCAACGACGAUAUAUGGCAUUGGGAAGGGGAUCUUGAAGAAGGAACGACUUGAAGGAGCGAGAUUGCGCAAGUUGCACUUUCCGUCAAUCAGAAGUGAAGAUCAAAACGGGCAACUACGACGUGGAACGGGCAAAGACAGGGGAGCUCACAAGAUAUCCGGCCGCUUGGGACUGGGAAGGCGCGAUGGUAUGAUAUGCACUCAGGUUGGAUUGGGCGGAAGGAACCACCACCCUCCCACACACACACACAUAAGGUCGCCAGGAUGGGUCGGUGGUUGUCAGUCGUUUCUCGUCCAGCCGUUGACUUGUUCCCCCAUCAUCACUCUCGAGUGUGCAUCGCCACAGACAAAAUACGACGAGCACACAGACAAGUUGCUCCCGAGAACAAAGCUGGCGAAACGCACACGUAACAGCCUGCCUUGA